CUCUGACGUCACGAGCGCCAUAUUGGACGGCGGCCGGAGCUCCUCGUCCCCUAAGGUGUUUCCGUGUCGGUCGCUGGUCGGGCUGAUAACGUCGCAGUGCCGGAGGGGCGGUUAUUGUGUUCCCGGACGAGUGAAGAGAAGGCGGCUCGGUGGGAGCGGGGCCGGCUGUGAGCGCUGUGUGUCCAGGAGCCAGCCGGUGUGAGGAUCGGUUCCACUCUCAGCCACCAUGGAUGUCGACCGGCUGCAGGAAGCGCUGAAAGAGUUUGAAAAGCGUGGAAAGAAGGAAGCCUCUUCAGAACUCGAUCAGUUUUUAUGUCAUGUGGCGAAAACUGGAGAAACCAUUGUCCAGUGGCCACUGUUUAAGGAGUACUUUAUGUUUAAGCUCGAAAAGGUGAUGGAUGAUUUCAGAUCUUCUGCUCCUGAACAGAGGGGACCUCCGAAUCCCAACGUGGAGUAUAUUCCUUUUGAUGAAAUGAAAGACCGAAUACUAAAGAUUGUCACUGGUUUUAAUGGUACUCCAUUUACUAUUCAACGACUUUGUGAGUUGGUUACAGAUCCACGAAGGAAUUACACAGGGACGGACAAGUUUCUAAGAGGAGUUGAGAAGAAUGUCAUGGUGGUCAGCUGUGUGUACCCUACUUCCGAGAAAAACAAUUCAACUAGUCUGAAUCGAAUGAACGGUGUGAUGUUUCCAAGUAACUCCCAAAACUACACAGACAGGUCAAAUGUUAACGGUCCAGGCACACCCAGGCCAGUGAGUCGACCAAAGCUUUCUCUGUCAACCCCUAUGACAACCAAUGGUUUGCCUGACAGCUCGGAGAACAAGGAGUCAGACUUGCAGCAAAAAGAGAAGGAUCACAGUGAAUGUUUGCUGCCCGAAGAAGAUUCUCCCACAUGUACUGUAAAGAAUAAGCAUUCAGAGGAAGAAGACCCAUGUGAAGUAGAGGAGCACGAAGUUAAAAGACUAAAAUUUGACCCUGAAGACGAGGAUGAAGAUGAGGAACAAAUCCCAUGUAGUCAGAGGAACCUACCUAGUGACAUUUCUGCAGACAUGACAGAAGAAGCAGAGUCUGUCUCUGCAACUGUAGAUAAACCAAAAGAAAGUUGUGACUCUGUGCAUACUGCAGAAGAAUUGUUGAUGACUGCCAGUGAGUCUUCUGAAGAAGAUGAAAAAGACACUACUGAACCCUUAACUGUGAGCAAAGAAGAAUCAGAUGAGAGCCAUCAUAUGGAGGAAACUGAGAACACUGAAGAGAAGGAUUUGCAGACACAAGAGCAGGAAAAACCAUCAACCAAUGCUGCUGGUGCUGAAAGCGGUGACCCAGAACCUAGUGGAACCCUUGAAGCAUCACCAGAAACCUCACUUGAUUCUAUGGAAAACAGCGAGGAGGCCACCGAAGUUGCCGACGAACCUAUGGAACAAGACUAACUUUUUGCGCCUAGAGACUCAGUAUUUUCCAAACAGUUCUGUUUUUACACUGUAUACAAGUUUUAUGUAUAAAAACAAAAAAAAAGUGGACCUUUAGUUUUACAAAAGGCAGGCUUAUAAACCACAAACUUUUUUCUGGAAUAGAAACUGAAUGAGCUUUAUUUACCCCAUUUCAGAACUGUGAAUCUAUUCCUUCAGGUUCUGCUUUACCGCUGAAUUAUUGGUUUUGGUCAAAUCAGUGGUUUGUGUAUAGACUUAUUUUUAUUAUUUAGAAAGAGUUUUUAAACUGGAAGGUUAUAAUUUCCAAAACCCUUUUGGAGGGUUCCACAUUUUUUGGGUUAAAAUUUAAAAUAUAUAUAUAUUAAAAAAACAAACAAACAAAAAAAACCGAGUGGAUGUCUGGUCCCUUUUUUUCUCUUAUUGUAAUUCAUUUAAUAGUUUGUUUAUGGCUUCAGUGUUUAAGCUCAAUUUUCUUCCUAAUCUGACAACAAACUGUUUAGUUUUGAAAUUUUGGGAAACAACCCUUCCCCUUCCUUUAUUUCCAUCAAUUUAUAAAAUAGGGUAAGCCUAGAAAACAAUUGCUCUGCAGAAACAUAUUGCCUUGUUCUUCCUUCAUGAAUCCGCUACAAUAAAGCUUUUUUUAAAAAUGUAUUUCUAAACUGCAAAAACAAAAAAACAUGAACACAUUCCAAGUGAUAGACUUUUUUUUUUUGGUGUGUAUAUGAUUUUCUUUUGAGGUGCCUGAAAAAUAUCAAUUUUCACUUUAUUCAAGAGGGAAUCCAAUUCAAACUGCAUUUGUGUGCAGGUUCUCAUAAGUUAUAUUCUUGCGGGCCUGUUGGCAAACACUUGCAAGCUACAUUACUUUCACUCAUUCGCAAAGUAUUGUGAGAACAAGACUUUUUCUCUUUUGUUUUAAAUGUAAAGUAUGCAAUUGGUGAUGCUCAACUGUAUUGAGCAUUUUCAUUUACCCAUGACCUUGGCCUAAAUGACUUUAGUUCUUGAGGUGCAAUGAUAUCAUCAUUUAUUUGUACAACCUUUUUUUUUUUUUUUGGUGAACUGCAUAUUUUUGGAAACACAACUUUGACAGCCAAUGACAGAACAUCUGACCAGCUCAAAGCACAACUAAUGGCUCUUAAAAAUUUUAUUACACCUAAUUUAAAGUUGAUCGAUCUAACCUUUGUCACGAUUACCGACUACCAAAUUUAUACUUGUUUCUUCAACUAUAGCUUUUUUGAUAUUUAGAAUUUUUAAAUUUCUGUAAAGUAGAUUUUGUAGAAUGUAACAAGUGUUCACUGCCUUUGUGAAACGUUAUAUAAUUGUAUAAUUUCUGUGUGUAAACUGAAUGCUUGAGCUUUCAAUACAGUAUUCAUAUGAAGCAAUAAAUAUUAAUGUUAUGACGUCAUGGAGUACAUUUUUAUCGAAUAUAUGCACCUAAAAAUAAAAAGCUAAACAUGA
Molecule: messenger RNA, 2884 nt
Organism: Pelobates fuscus (common spadefoot toad)
Lineage: Eukaryota; Metazoa; Chordata; Amphibia; Anura; Pelobatidae
Gene: PPP4R2
Product: protein phosphatase 4 regulatory subunit 2
Exons: 9
Coding region: 227-1429 (400 amino acids)
Cellular component (GO): nucleus; cytoplasm; protein phosphatase 4 complex
Molecular function (GO): protein phosphatase regulator activity
Source: RefSeq, a predicted model, not a curated record